UCAAAAUCGUCGUUUGUUUUCAUACGAUAGCCCUCGUUCGAUUGUCCGGCCCUAGUUCUUUCUUUUUUGACGUGACCAGCGAGAAAAAUGGUGAAGAUCAAGUGCUCAGAAUUGAGAACGAAGGACAAGAAGGAGCUCACCAAGCAAUUGGAUGAGCUCAAGAAUGAGCUGCUCAAUCUGCGUGUGGCUAAGGUCACCGGUGGAGCACCAUCCAAGCUGUCCAAGAUCCGCGUUGUCCGCAAGGCCAUCGCACGCGUCUACAUUGUGAUGCACCAGAAGCAGAAGGAGAAUCUGCGCAAGGUCUUCAAGAACAAGAAGUACAAGCCUUUGGAUCUGCGCAAGAAGAAGACACGCUCCAUGCGCAAGGCCCUGUCGCCACGCGAUGCCAACCGCAAGACCCUCAAGGAAAUCCGCAAGCGUUCCAUCUUCCCACAACGCAAAUAUGCCCUUAAAGCAUAGAAAACAAAUUA
Messenger RNA from Drosophila arizonae, 470 nucleotides. RefSeq names its product Ribosomal protein L35 (gene RpL35). Gene Ontology annotation, biological process: translation; maturation of LSU-rRNA from tricistronic rRNA transcript (SSU-rRNA, 5.8S rRNA, LSU-rRNA). Gene Ontology annotation, cellular component: cytosolic large ribosomal subunit; ribosome. The record is from RefSeq and is a predicted model, not a curated record. Lineage: Eukaryota; Metazoa; Arthropoda; Insecta; Diptera; Drosophilidae. Gene Ontology annotation, molecular function: mRNA binding; structural constituent of ribosome.